This is a messenger RNA of Eufriesea mexicana, 1098 nucleotides long. RefSeq names its product beta-lactamase-like protein 2. Gene Ontology annotation, molecular function: single-stranded RNA binding; RNA endonuclease activity. NCBI's taxonomy places the organism in Eukaryota, Metazoa, Arthropoda, Insecta, Hymenoptera, Apidae. The transcript has 3 exons. The record is from RefSeq and is a predicted model, not a curated record. The coding region runs from base 202 to 1083 and encodes 293 amino acids. Gene Ontology annotation, cellular component: mitochondrial matrix.
CUCAUGCAAUAACUACAUUUACGAUAGUAAUGAGAGAUAUUUUAGUAUUAGUAAUGAAAUAUAACGUGAUAGAUAAUAUAUAGAUUAAUUGAAGGUUAUUGUUUAAUAAUGACUUCUGCACAAGUCGAAUAAGUUCAGGUAUAUAUAAAAACAAUAUAUUUUACGGUUAAGAAUAUUUAAAUUUACAAUCCUGACAAAACAAUGAAGCCUUUAACAGAUCUUCCUUUAAUAUCAAAAUUAUCAACAAGAGUCAUACGAAUUUUAGGAUGUAACCAAGGAGUUAUGACAUUACAAGGUACAAAUACAUACCUCGUUGGUACUGGCACCAGACGUAUAUUAAUCGACACAGGUGGAGAAGAAACUGCUCCUGCCUAUACAAAGUUAUUACGUGAUGUAUUAGGAAAAGAAAAAGCAACUAUUGAACAUUUAUUGAUUACACAUUGGCAUGAUGAUCAUUUAGGAGGAGUUAAUCCUGUUUUAAAUACAUUAAAAAUGUUAGAUAUAAAAGCAACCUCUAGAAAAGUAUGGAAAUUUCAAAGGGCUCAACAUGACAAAGGUACAAGUGAAUCUGAGAAAAAGACUUCAUGGCAGAAUUUAGAAGAUAAGCAAACAUUUGAAGUGGAAGGUGCCAAAUUACGUGUUGAGUAUAUGCCUGGUCAUACGAGUGAUCAUGCUACCUUUAUAUUAGAACAAGAGAAUGCAUUAUUUAGUGGAGAUUGUAUUCUUGGAGAAAGUACUACUACGUUUGAUAAUUUACAUGAUUAUACAAUAUCAUUAAAUAAGAUAUUGGCAUUAAAAACAAAACUUAUCUAUCCUGGUCAUGGACCAGUAGUAAAAGAUCCAGAAGCUGUGAUUAAUUAUUAUACUGAACAUAGAUUAAAAAGGGAAAGUGAAAUUUUAGAUAUUCUUCAAAAAAAUGCAAAACCUAAUACAUUAUCUGAAAUGGAUAUUGUAAAUCAUUUAUACAAGAAUAUCUCGCGAGACAAAUGGGAAGCAGCAGCUAAUAAUGUAGAACGUCAUCUUGACAAAUUAUUAAAAGAAGGCAGAGUGAAAGGCAUGAAAGGAAAAUGGCAAAGUAUAUAACUAAAGUAAGUUUAA